This is a messenger RNA of Zea mays, 1724 nucleotides long. RefSeq names its product protein SOF1. Gene Ontology annotation, cellular component: nucleolus; small-subunit processome. Bases 116 to 1474 code for a protein of 452 amino acids. The transcript is spliced from 17 exons. Lineage: Eukaryota; Viridiplantae; Streptophyta; Magnoliopsida; Poales; Poaceae. The record is from RefSeq and is marked provisional. Gene Ontology annotation, biological process: maturation of SSU-rRNA from tricistronic rRNA transcript (SSU-rRNA, 5.8S rRNA, LSU-rRNA). Gene Ontology annotation, molecular function: protein binding.
GUGAUUUCCCCCGGCGGCGUUGGGCGCUGGUUUAGGAGACGAAAAGGCGGCGCGCGGCGGAAAACCCUAGCUUAGCUCCUCUCCGGCGUCAAGUGCUCUCCGGUUUGAGGGCGCGAUGAGGGUGAAGGUGAUUUCGCGUUCCACCGACGACUACACGCGCGAGCGCAGCCAGGACCUGCAGAAAGUAUUCCGCAACUAUGAUCCAGCGCUUCGUAGUCAAGAGAAAGCUGUUGAGUAUACUCGGGCACUCAAUGCUGCCAAGUUAGAGAAGAUAUUUGCUAAGCCAUUUAUCGGAGCUAUGGAUGGGCAUAUUGACGCGGUAUCGUGCAUGGCCAAAAACCCCAAUCAUUUGAAAGCAAUAUUUUCUGGUUCAAUGGAUGGAGAUGUUCGCCUUUGGGAUAUUGCUGCGAGGAAGACAGUUUGUCAGUUCCCCGGGCACCAGGGUGCUGUAAGAGGUUUAACAACAUCCACAGAUGGUGAUCUUCUUGUAUCAUGUGGCGUUGACUGCACUGUUCGACUCUGGAAAGUUCCGAUGCUUAAAAUGGUGGAUACUAGUGAGCGUGCUGGAGAUAAUUCCCAGCCAUCAGCAGUUUACACCUGGAAGCAUGCAUUCUGGGGUGCUGAUCACCAGUGGGACGGCAAUCUUUUCGCAACUGUUGGUGCUCAAGUUGAUAUAUGGGAUCCUGACAGGUCAGAGCCAAUAAAUAGCUUCGAAUGGGGUAAAGAUACGGUUCUUUCUGUGCGAUUUGAUCCUGGAGACUCUAAUAUUUUGAUUACGUCGGGCAGUGAUCGGAGUCUGACACUCUAUGACUUGCGUAUGUCAUCUCCAGCUAGAAAGCUGAUAAUGAAGACAAGGUGCAAUUCAGUAUGCUGGAACCCUAGAGAGCCUAUGAACUUCACUGCUGCAAAUGAAGACACAAACUGUUACUCCUUUGAUGCUAGAAAAUUAGAUGAAGCAAAAAUUGUUCACAAAGGCCAUGUUUCAGCAGUGAUGGAUAUUGACUACUCACCAACAGGGCGUGAAUUUGUCACUGGUUCAUAUGAUAGAACAGUAAGGAUUUUUAAUUAUCUUGGAGACCACAGCAGAGAGAUUUACCACACCAAGAGGAUGCAAAGGGUGUUUUGUGUGAAGUACACCUAUGAUGGGACCUAUUUAGUCUCUGGCAGUGAUGAUACAAAUCUUCGUCUGUGGAAGUCCAAAGCUUCAGAACAACUUGGAGUUCUUCUUCCACGGGAGCGCAAAAAGCAAGAGUACCAGGAUGCUUUGAAGGAGCGGUACAAGCAUCUCCCAGAAGUCAAGCGGAUUGUAAGGCAUAGACAUCUACCGAAGCCAAUCUACAAGGCAGCCAACCUACGGCGUACGAUGAUCGAAGCUGAAAGCCGUAAAGAGGAAAGGAGGCGAAAGCACAGUGCUCCCGGGAGCAUGCCUGUGCAGCCCUUCAGGAAGCGGAGAAUCAUCAGAGAAGUUGAGUAGACAUGCGGUUUGCAUUGCAUGGUCGUGGUACACGUUUGUGUUUCUGAGGCGAUGGAGUUGAGAGAAUACAUGAUGUUUCCUUUGGGAGUUGAGCUCCAGUUUUGCCUUUCGUACUACAUAUAUGUGCUCCAUCAAUCAGUUUGUUUGACUAGUUAUUAUUGUGUAUUUGAAAUACCACACAAAAUAUUCAUAUCGUGCCAUUGCAUUGCAAGACCGUGAGCAAUCCGAAUUGAAGGUAGGACGUUUUCUC